Molecule: messenger RNA, 3917 nt
Organism: Trichosurus vulpecula (common brushtail)
Lineage: Eukaryota; Metazoa; Chordata; Mammalia; Diprotodontia; Phalangeridae
Gene: TIGD7
Product: tigger transposable element derived 7
Exons: 3
Coding region: 2084-3745 (553 amino acids)
Cellular component (GO): nucleus
Molecular function (GO): DNA binding
Source: RefSeq, a predicted model, not a curated record
GGAGGUGUAAAUACCACUGAUUACCGGGUCCGCCCGCAUCCUAGAGAGGUCCCGGAAGUGCCUGGUCAGGUGGUGCUCCGUGGAGAGGACUGUUUCCGGGUUCUACGAGUAUCUGCGUCCCAUUCUUCCGGCGCUCUGCAGUCGGCUUUCUGGGUUCCUCUGAUCGGGGAAGGACGUUGGAGGGGCCCGGAAGCCGAUCGGAAGGAUUUCUGCGGUGGCCGCGGAGCCUCUCCUGGGUGCCAUGCGGCGAAAAGCUGCCCGAUCUCCACGUAAAGUCCCUGACACGGGUGGUGCACAGAGUGUUUCUCUUACGGAGGAGAACGCGGGUCCGGGGAGGUUAAGGAGCGUUUAAAAGCACAGAGCGAGUGAAAGGUAGAGCCUGGAGUCCCGCGCACCCCCACCCGCACCGCUCGGCAGGCCCCUGUUUGGGAAAUGCAAUUGACUAUUUGGAAAGGAAGACAGCUAAAAUUCCUGUACCCUCUUAUGUAUUUGUGGAUCAGGAGUGAGAACAAGCAGCAGAAGAUUUCUCAGAAACUGAAGUCACAGAGAGUGUUACCCAAAAGACCUCAAGAGAUUGUGCUAAAAUGGAGGAAAGAUGGUGAGAAUAAAAGAGUUGUGGAAAAAUCCCCUCGUUAAGAGAUUUCCCAACAGAAGAAUUUGCAGAAAAGAAUAAACCAAAAAUUCCAAGUUCCGCCCUUAAACGUGCCUUCUGUCUGCUAAAACACUUCAUGAUCUUGACUCUAACUCACCAGAGUCUACACUGAAGAGAAAUUAAAAGUAUCCCAAAUAGAAGAAUUUUUCUCAGAAUUCUGCAUUGAUUCAACUCAAGGAGAUCAAGGUAGAGAAGAAAUCUUUUAAAUGUUCUAAAUUUGGAAAACCCUUUUGUAAAGCCUUCACACUUGGGCACCCUAUUACUACCAUACUUCUGAAGCAUUAUAAGCAUCCCAAGGGCGGGGAAGAUCCUCACUGAAAGGUAUUCUUAAGAGUGAUUCAUUAGAGACCCCACCCCAAGAUAAGAGAAAAGAACCAAAGUAUAAUGGAAAUAUGGUAAAUAUAAUGGUAUAAUGGAAAGAUCACUGUGUGGUCAGGUCGUUCUGACCAUUACUAAUUAUGUGACAUUAGGCAGUAAGUAUCUCUGGGACUCAUUGUCCUCAUCUGUAAAAUGGGAGGUUGGACUAGGCGAUCUCAAAAAUCUUUUCAACCUCUAAAUCCUAUGAUGUGAGUGUGGGAAAAGCUUCACUUAGAGCAGAAAUGUCCCUACCAAACGUGAAAUUAAUAAUCAACGAACAUAAUAAGAGAUUUGUCAAGACAUGUUAUUAAAUAUGGUAAAAUUGUAUUUAUUUUGAUAACAGGCUGCUUUAUUGACCUCCCUAUUUAGCAAAAUGUCCUCUGUCUCCAGUUCUCAGAACAUCAAAAUAGCACGUAUGGCAGGUCCUGGAAGACUAAAGACCUGUCUCUGCUUCCUGAACUGUUGCCUCACUACCUGUAUUCACUGAAUUGUACUAAAUUUUUUUUUCUCAGCAGCGAGGUGAAGCCGUAGCAUUGGGAAAGAAAGAAAUGUGUGAUCUCAUUCUACCAACUGGUUCCCCCUCUUACCCUCCUUUCAGCUCCCUGUUAGAGCUUCUGGGCAUCUUUUGAUUUUUCUUUGCUUCUACCUCCUUUUUCUUCUAUGGUCUCUGUUGUCCUGUACAACUUCUUUCAUGUGGGGUUAGAGGGAGGGUUCCAGGAUGCAUUGUGGACUUCUUUCCUUCCUGAUUGUCUGUACUUGAGAUGGACAAGAAGUGAGAAGGUAUUGAAACUUUCCUCAAAGUUUACUAAUAUGGUGCUAUAAUAAAAGUAGGGAGGAACAGGAAGAGGAUCCCCAGUAGUGGCAGUCUUUAAAAGUCAUGACGGGGGAACCUCUGAUGUUGAUUGUUAGGUGAUUACCUUCUCACUAAUCUACACUACCUACAGUUGCCGUUUUAUCAGUAUUUUUGUACUGAUUAUCUGUGCCCUCUUUUUUCACCUUUUUACUUUUUGUCAUCCGAUUUUGCUGUUUCUCUCCCAGCUUCUCUUGUUUCUGUAUAUUGAAAUAACAUUCAAUAUGAAUAAGAGAGGAAAAUACACCACAUUGAAUUUAGAGGAAAAAAUGAAGGUCUUGAGUAGAAUUGAAUCUGGGCACUCUCUUAAAAGUGUAAUGGAUGAAUUUGGAAUUAGUAAAUCAACAUUUUAUGACAUUAAAAAAAAUAAGAAAUUGAUUUUGGACUUUGUGUUAAAGCAAGAUAUGCCAUUAGUUGGAGCAGAGAAAAGAAAAAGAACGACUGGUGCCAAAUACGGUGAUGUUGAUGACGCAGUGUACAUGUGGUACCAACAAAAGCAUUCAGCUGGUGUUCCUGUUAGAGGUGUGGAACUUCAGGCUGCUGCUGAGAGAUUUGCACAGUGUUUUGGUCGAACAGACUUCAAAGCCAGUACUGGUUGGCUUUUCAGAUUUCGAAAUAGGCAUGCAAUAGGGAACCGAAAAGUGUGUGGGAAACAAAUUCUGAGUUCAGUUUCAGAAAAUGUUGAACCAUUUAGACAAAAGAUAUCCACGUUCAUCAAAGAGGAGAGACUAUGUCUGGCUCAGGUGUACAAUGGGGAUGAGACAGAUCUCUUUUGGAAAUCCAUGCCAGAAAACAUUCAGGCAAACAAAAAAGAUAUAUGUAUGCCAGGGCGGAAAAUAAACAAAGAACAAUUGUCAGCUCUUUUGUGUGCAAAUGCAGAUGGGACCCACAAGUUGAAGUCAGUUAUUAUUGGAAAAUCAAAGCAGCCUGGGUCUAUUAAGGAUGAUGUAAAUGCUUUAUCAGUAAUAUACAAAUCCAGUAAAGAUGUCUGGUUCACCAGAGAAGCAUUUUCAGAAUGGUUCUUUCAAAACUUCAUUCCCGAGGUUAGAGAUUUUCAGCUUAAUGUCUUGAGGUUGGAUGAAAAGGAUGUAAAAGCAGUGUUACUCCUAGACAGUUCUCCAGCCCAUCCUUCAGCUGAGUCUCUAAUUAGUAAUGAUGGGAAAAUCAAAUGUAUCUUCUUCCCCCCAAAUACUACAUCAUUGAUUCAGCCAAUGAAUCAGGGUGUGAUCUUGAGCUGCAAACGACUUUAUAGGUGGAAGCAGCUUGAAGAGAGUCUGGUAAUCUUUCAAGAGAGUGAUGAAGAACAGGAAGUAAGAGGAGAAAAAACAGUUGCAAAAAUCCAAGCUUAUAACAUAAAAAGUGCAAUUUCUAACUGGGCAAAGAGUUGGGAUGAAGUAAAGCAGAUAACAAUAGCAAAUGCAUGGGAAAAUCUGCUGUGCAAAAAAGAACCAGAAUAUAAUAUUCAAGGCUUAGAAGAUGGUGAUUAUAGAGAAAUUUUUGGACAAUGUGGUGAUGUAGAGAGCAAUUUAGAUGAUGUCAGGGUGUGGUUAACUGGAGGUAAUGAAGCACAUUGCCGCCCCAAAAUGGAAGCUGUUCCUAGGAAAGUUACCGAGGAAGAAGAGGUUGUUGAAGAGGAGGUAGAACAACAUUCAGCAAAGUUUAAAUUAUCCAGUGUUCGAGAGAAUUUGGACUGUCUUCUUGACUUUGUUGAUGCUACUCCAGAGUUUCAAAGAUUCUAUUUCACACUGAAAGAGAUGCAACAAGAACUAAUCAAAAAACAAUGCCAGAGAAGAGCCUCCUCUAAAAUGGGUAACUUUUUAAAACCAAGAGUUUGUAAUAUUAAAGAUUCCUUUCAUUUGCCUUCAACUUCUGGGUCCAGUAACUGAGUCUUCUAUGUCAAAAGACUUGUGUUUGAUAUCUGUUUGAUAUGACAGGCUUGGUGUGAAUUGUAAUUUUUUUCAUUAACUUACCUCACAUAUGAGUGCCCAUUUAUAUCUUUAGCUUAUAUUGUGUAUGGUACUUGAAAGUAAUAAAUUUGCAUUUCUUUAAAAACAUUCA